This is a messenger RNA of Paramuricea clavata, 13219 nucleotides long. NCBI's taxonomy places the organism in Eukaryota, Metazoa, Cnidaria, Anthozoa, Malacalcyonacea, Plexauridae. The record is from the annotation of a GenBank genome assembly.
AUGGCACAUAAAAUGAGUGCAGUGCUCCUGGCACUGGUCUCGUUAUUUCUACUGGACUCUGCUCAUUCAUUUCCGCGAUUUCGUCCCGCUGCUGCGGGAAUAAGCGGUAAAGAACAGUCUGAUGUUGUGGUAGGUUUGAACUUAUAACUUUCUUUAGAACAUCUAAACAUGUUAAAAUAUGCCUAUAUAUUGUAUUUAUUAAAAUAUUGAGUAUAUUAUGUGCGCAGUGCCAAAGGCAUUUCGUUGUAAGACGAUAGGCUAUAUUUAGCAAAGUCAUAUCUUCAAUUUUCAUAUGUUUUCAAUGAUUUUCGAUUUUUGCGUUAUAGUUAUACUUAUACUUAUAUGGAGUAUUGUUUCAGCAAAAAAACGUCAGACGGAUUGUGAAAACAAUCUAUAAUAGUAGUCUUCUCUGUCAGUAAGCGAAUGAAUUUUUAUCAAAUGCUUCAAGAUUAGUAUUUCGUCAAAGGAAAGGUCAAACCUAAUUAUACACGGUAAAAAAGAAACACCGUUUUUAAUUAGCAAAGUUUAAUCCUCCAAUAGAAACUAACCAUGAUUGUGUAUUGUAAAACAGCGGUAAUAAUAUAGAUAGAGGAAGAUUUAAUGCUGUCCCACCUAGCCAUCUGUUGUUUAUAUGUCUACCCAUCCGUUGUCUAUAUAUCUACCCAUAGUUAAUAUAAUUAUAUUAACUAUGAUCUACCCACGCGAGGUGAUCAGCAUUGAUAGUUUUGUUUGUAUAGCACUUUAGUUGACUUCUUAAAAUUAAUUUCGUAAACGCUUAUUUCAGUUUUCAUUACUCACCAAGAAGAACAAGUUCGCAAAAUGUAAAAACAAACUGAUUUAGUUAUCUUUAUAUUACCAUUGUUACUGUUAUUAGAGCGGGGGUUUUUUCAAAUUAGUAAUGCAUAGUUUAAAUUGUUGAAUUGCUCGGACAAUGCUGAGCCGUUGCCAAGUAUGUCGUAUUUUAAUCUUGAAAGAGCCAAGGUUGUCGCCAAAACGUCAGCAUCGUACGAUAAAAGAUUAUUGUAAUUAUAGUAUCACGAGGCUAUUUCGUCAAGAGGGUUUUGACAUGGUACUUGAAAAUACUUGAGCCAUUUUCCGCUUUUUUUCAAAUUUUUCCUUAUAUAUAUAAUAUAGGCCAAUAUAUACAGCCAAUUCAAAAAAGAUUGUCCUUCAAAAAUCUAGCUGAAACUUUAACCGCGCAGGUUAUGAUGGUUAACUUUCUACUUAGAGUCUUAAAUUCGGGAAAUUUGCUUUGCAACAAUGCUGCCUGGCUUGGCUGGCUAUAUGGCAUAUAAUGAACAAACUCCACUAAGAUGUGGCACGUAUCAGAUAAAUUAGCAUAAUAGGAUACAUUUAUUAAGCCGCUAAUUUAUUUUAAGUUAGGCUAAUUAAUUAUAGGCUAAUUUAUCUGAUGAGUGCCACAUCUUGUGGUACGAAACUAAAUGGUGAUUAAAGAUGCCUAGUGGAAUGAAUAAUUUUGGACACAGCUUUGUACAAGAAAUUCGUGCUAACGUUUGCACAAACAUUAUUUUUUUACAAUCUUUGUCAGAUAAAUGACAGGUUAUACGCACAGAGCUGAUAUAAGUGAUAAUUAAUGACAACACGAUUUAACAGAGAGACUAGACAAGGGAUGACAUGAAUGACAUUUAACACAGAUUGUUUUGAAAGUUUGUGGCACACCAAUGUCAUAAAUUUCUUCAGACAUUAGUUCUGAAAGUGUUUAAAGAGAUUUAUACAUUUAAAUUGAUUAAUAGAGAGAUUUGAUUGACGUAAAUCCGAUGGUAAACAGUUAAAUGUCCUAGAAGAUCUGCAAUAAAAACUGUUUUGAAAUGUGACGUAACAUGUCUUCUUCAUCAUUUCCUAUGUUCUUAUACCCUCUCUUCCUGUACGUUCGACUCAGAGAAGUGGAAUAUCCUGCGUCAGGAUAAUCCACUAGAUCCACCAAGGCGUGUUCAGUCUUCUGAGUGUGUAUAUUAUACCAAUCUUUGUGUAAAAACGGAAAAUAACAGGAUAAUAAAGCGAACAUGCGCGAUAAAUAUUCGAUAAUAAAUUUCACGCUGACGUCUCAAAGUUCCUGAGAUGAAUUGAAUAAUAACUAUAGUUUAAAAUUAAUCAUUAUUAUCAACGAUUUUAUGCAAUUACUAUCAAACGUGGGCAAUUUUGGAUAGAGAGGGUUUAAACAUGGUGCUGCGCAUGCUGACCAAUUUCAAAUGCACUUGCAGUACAUGGUGGUAUUUCAGCAUUUGCUCCCCCCCCCCCCCCCCCCCCACCUCCCACUAUGCAGUGACUUUUCGUCUUUACAUUUACACACAUUAUAUAUACGUACAUGCGUAUUUAAAAUAUUUGUUACACUUGUUGUAUUUUUCAAAAUACUAAAUUUUCUUCUUCUACAGAGUUUCAUGAUGAGUUAUGGCUACCUUGAGCCAAAAGACCCGACGUUGGGUGAAUUUCGUACGAAAGACGAUCUCGUCAGAGGAAUUAAACAACUACAACAGUUUGCUGGACUUAGAGCGACAGGCAUUAUCGACGAAGAGACAGUGAAGCUGAUUAAGAAACCAAGAUGUAGCAUGCCUGACUUUGGACCCAGUGACAGGAUGAGACGAAGAAAACGAUAUGCUUUACAUGAUUCUCGAUGGAAAAAACUUGUAAGUUGUACAGAUAUAUUACGUUUAAAACCUCGGUCAAAUGAGGAUGAGAGUUGAAAAGAGUUGCAGCUCUUCCUCGCGUUUGACCGCCAACUCUCAUCGACUCUCAGUUGACUUUGGACUGGUUCAAAUUUUGAAGAGAGUUGAUGAGAGUUGAGAGAUCCAGUCAACUCUCAUCAACUCUUGUUCUCGUAUAUGGCCUAAAAUUCUAUACUAGUUUCUUUUUCUGAAAUCAGAAAGCUGACCAUGGGUUGUGUUGGAACUACAGUUCCUAAAAUGUUAUUAAAGACAUGUAACCUUUCAUGGGAAUUAGACAUGCAGCGUUUCAACGUUCAGUAAUAGUUAAUUUCUGAUAAAAGACUGGCCUGGCCAUCAUGAAAAACUUCGGAGAGUGGUUUGGAUCUUUCCACGUAGUUCAGACCCAAACUAUGGCAGCUUUGAUUGAAGAAUAUUCCCUACACUUGACUCACGUUUAACUGAUAUCAAGCAAACCAAAUAUUGGAAUAGCAAACAACGAAAUUACUGAUAAAUAACUUAUUUCACAAUUUCAUUUACAGCAUUUAACAUACAGAGUUUUAAACACCUCUACAUUGGAACUGACUAAACAGCAGGUCAAAACCACGGUACGCAAAGCUUUCGACAUGUGGACCAAAGUCUCGCCCCUUACAUUCAGAGAGAUUUAUGUCGGACAGGCUGAUAUUAUGCUUAGCUUCGAAGCACGUAGUCACGGUGAUGGAUAUCCUUUUGAUGGCAAGGGAAACAGGAUUGCGCAUGCGUUCUAUCCUCACGAUAAUGUUGGUAAGUCCUAAUAAGUCUUGUAAUGCUUAUGAUAUUUUCCUAUAUUCUAAAUUAACGUUUUACUGGAUAGCUCUAAUGACUGCUCUAUCAGUUCUAAAUAGAUGUCUGGUAUAAGGGUUGUCCCUUUUUGGUCCAGUGUUACUGCAGGAGGUAACUGUACCUCUCAGAGAAAACCUAUGGUGUUUGUUGGAGUCAAACUGGAAGCAUUCUUCUCACAUGUGACUGAGGUGAAAUUAUAAUCAGCCAACUGCAUAUUGCAGGGAUGGAAACUCUGGUGAAAGGCACACACACUAACCGUUGUCAGCUACAAACACCCAAACAAUAGUCUACUAGUAUAAAAGCUUCAAACAUUUAAGCCAUAUAUUUGCCUGAAGUAAGUUAUCUCUAUUGAAUAUGCAUUAUUUAUUAAAAAUACGUAUAAUACUUUUAGGUGAAGAUGGCGACGUUCAUUUUGACGACGAAGAGCACUGGACGCUAGACAAACCCGGCGUCGGUACGGAUUUCAUGUGGACAGCAGUUCACGAGAUCGGUCAUGCUAUUGGAGUGGACCACUCAACGUACUGGGAUGCCAUUAUGUACCCAUACUAUACUGGUUUUAAAGCUAACUUGAAACUACACGAAGAUGACAUUAUGGCAAUAGAGGCUAAAUAUGGUAAUUGUUUUUCUUAUCAUGUAACAUUUAAGAUUAAACUCUGCAGUUAUUGGCGGGUUACAGGAAGCAUUACCGACCAACAACUGACGGUCAACUUCAGACAUUUUCAAGUUAAACUACUUCUAUUAAUUAUAUUUCUUCAUCUCGAAAUACAAGACUAUACUAUUACUAUACAUAUAAUGACAAUAAUUCAUUUGUGGCCUGUCUUCGCUAUAUGAUCGCAGGAUAUAUUUGACAACUAAUCUGUCUGAGGAAACUUGCUGUACUUUCACAAGCUACAUGACCUAUUGCCUGAGCUCAAUGAAUCCAUCAUUAACGUAUUACGAAAUAGCUAUAAGCGUAAAUUCAGUGCUCUCAGCUUCUGUAAAACCAAUAGACUAAAAAACAGUUUCAUAUACAAUGGUUCAGUAAACAUAUUCAGCUUUUUAGCUGCAAUUUCAUAAACUUAAUACAGUAUCUAUCUAUCUAUUUAUCUAUCUAUCUAUCUAUCUAUCUAUCUAUCUAUCUAUCUAUCUAUCUAUCUAUCUAUCUAUCUAUCUAUCUAUCUAUCUAUCUAUCUAUAUAUCUAUCUAUCUAUCUAACUCUAACGUUAUUUUCUCCUUGUAUAAUAAUUGCCAUUUGACCACCAUUGUCACACCAUUGUGCUUAUCGUUUUUCUCUAACCCUGUGUUUUCUAAAUUUGUAGGAAAGAAACAAGAUCCCACUAUACCUCCAACAAUCGAUCCUUCGUUAAAAUGCAGUGAUCCCAGUCCUUGUAAAACAUCAUUUGACGCGGUCGUCCACAGCAGCGACGGAAAUACGUACUUCUUUAAAGAACCGUACUUCUGGACGCUGGAUAAAUACAACAGGGCGCUACGAGGAAAAAAAAUUGUGGAUCAUUGGCCAGGACUUCACCCUAGAGUCCAGGCUGUUUAUACAAGACGUGACGGAAAGACUGUCUUCUUUAAAGGAAGAAAGUAAGAUAUUUUACUGAUUUAAACUUUGAAAAUUAUUGGGGAGAUUUGUACAUGGCAAAAGUUCAAUUCUUUUUGCCAGACCUUAGGGAGAAACAGUUUAGAACUCGUAUAUUGAUAUCCACUGUAGUUCUAGUCAGUUUAAUUCAUGUUUCUUCUUUAGUAACACUUGAUCAAUAAGGGGUAGUACUAUACAGAAGGUUUAGUUUAGAACUCAUAUAAGAGUUAUCCAAAUAGAAAUCUAAGAGUUAUCCAAAUAGAUUUCAAUUCUUCAUACAUGAGUUUGAGUAAGGAACUGAUAACUAACAAAAAGAAAUGUUUUAGGUACUGGGUUUUCGAAGGUAAAACGCGUAUUGAAGGUCCUAAAUAUAUCACGGAAUAUGGCCUCCCGUUAACGUUAAAGCGUCUGGAUGCAGCUUUCAUUUGGGGCGGAAACGGCAAGACCUAUUUCUUCAAGGGAGACAAAUAUUGGCGAUAUAACGAGCAAAUGAAAAAAAUCGAUCCAGGCUACCCCAAGAAUAUCUCUGCAGGUUGGGGAGCUGUGCGUUAUCCUGUCGGCGCUGUUAUGACAUGGAGUGAUGGUAAUACGUACUUCUUUAGCGGACACAACUUCUCCAAAUAUGAAUUCCGUAAAUGGCAUGUUUAUCGACCACAGAAGAGUUCAGAGUUUUUCUUCAAAUGUCAAGAAUGUGAGGAUGAUGAGAAAGUCGAAGUUGCUGUAAAAGAGACAGACGUUAAUGCAAAAAAGAAGGACGAUAGUGGCGUCUUAAAAACAACUGUGUUUGCACCUCUCAUCCUUUUGCUCGCCAGUUUUUCAUCACUUUUCAAUUAUUGAUAAUUGGUCGUUGUUUUAUUUGAGCCGUCCAGUACCGUUUUGAGCUCAGCAGGAGCGAAAUUGAACGUUUAAAAAAAUACAACUUUAUGUUUGUAUGGAAUAUUUCGCCUUUGUUGUCAGGAAGAACAAUAAAAAACAAGGAAUACAAACUUGUGUGUAAAAAAGGAGAACGUGUCGAUAUUUUAAUGUAAGAUAGUCUGUAAAUAUAUAUUAAUUUAUAUUGAAAGUGAUGGCGUUCGAAAUGUUUUGAAAAAUCUUUUUUUGAUAUGAUAUAUGAAAUAUACAUAUGAAAAACAUGUGAAAUUUUACAUUUAAUCUGAAAAGAACAACUUACAUCUAUAUAGGAAAGCAAUUACAAACAUUUAAUCUUAACGUUUUCUCGUUCUUGACUUAUAGGGGCUGCAUGUAGACAAAUAUUCUAAUUUUUGCAAUUUAGUUAGUUAACGUUAUUUAUUUAUUUAACUAUAUAAUAUUUAUAUAAUAUUUUAAAAUGUCAAUAAUUUAUAAAAAAUAAUAUUAAACUAAUAGUUUUACAAAAUGUACACUUUUGAUUCGUUGUUUAAUUUAUACUCGGUUGAUUUUGUGUUUGACUGCUAUUCACUGGCACUAUCGGCCAGUGUAAAAAGAGCCUCGAGCCACAGAAAAGGAAGUUAUACCAGAAGCGUAACUCUAGUCGUUUCCCUUAUUGUUUGACGUCCACGAAAAUUUUAACUCGCUCACGUCAGGCCACGCCAUCCUGGCUAGUACAGCCGGAAGUUUUUAUCAGGAUUUGGUAGGUACAAAGUGCCGGUUGUACUAGCCAGGAUGGCGUGAUUGAUGACGAAUCGCUUGUAAAAACGCGGACAAAUAUUUGCUCGAGUUACGCUUCUGGUAUAACUUCCUAUUCUGUACUCGAGCCGUCGAGGCCGAGGGAGCCGAGAAGCCCUGGGAACGAGGAUGCGUACAGACGAGCCGCUUUCAUUUACAAUUAAGAGGAGAUUUUUUUGUAUGUUACGUAACACGCGCUCAAAACUAAUGCGUAUAAUAUAUCACUUGAGGUUAUGACUAAAUUCAAAAUUUCUAUUUUUCGAUACGUUUCUCAAUCGGCAAACAAACUUAAAAAGUAUGUUCAGUGCUUUAUUUGUAAAAUAAUGCUAAAAUGAAGAGAUUUUAGACGAUACGCCAAAGAGAAAAUGAUGUCUGAAAUUCAGUAAGUUUUGCUUAUAUGGUUGUAAAUAUAGCGUCACUUUUAAAGCAUCGUUGAUAAUUGUAUUUUAAUUGACAAUUUUUAACUAUUAUUUUAUGUUUCUCAAUCGGCAGAUGCAUUUAAAAUGGUAGCUAACUCUAUAAACUAGAGAAUAAAGCUAAAGAUUUUAGGUUUUGAACACUUUUCAUUGCAAAUACGUGACAUUGAAAAAAUUUGCCUCUUAAAGACAAUACAACUCGAUACAAGUUACAACUUCCUUGUACCACCCUAUAGCUUAAAGUACACUUCUUAAUUAAAUAAAAAAUAUCUGAGAGUGGGUUAGGUCUACCAAAGAAACGGCGUGGCUUGACAUCAUAGAAACGCCGCGAAUGUUCUUGAGAGUUCAGUCUUGCGAUACUGCAGCACGUUUUGAGUUUUUAACUGGCGACCUACAUCUUUGCCAAACACAAGCCCAGGAACACGCUUGAUUAUAGUGAGAUAUAUCAUCCUCAUAGCCUCAUUAAAACCAGAAACACUUAGUUUUUACUUUUUGUUGAAAAAAACUCCAUAUAUGGCGUUGAAUUUGCUUACCCUCUGCUGAGAAGUAAUGCUGAUCUCUUGAGAGUGGGCUGACCGCUUGGCUAAUAUAUGCAUUUGACUUUGUCUUUGUAGAUUAAUCGGUAUAAAAAUACGCCACAUUCGAAUAUUCGAUACAUCUAGCUGUCACAGUGAUUUUGCAAUAGGAAAUAAUUCCAAGCAGGAAGUGUGAGUAGCUUAAUACGUCAAUUUGGUUUGACAUAAAUUAAGCUACUAAAGUUCCUGUGUGAUUUGCUGUGUUAAUACAGCUUGUGAGUUCAAUAUCGGUUUAAAAAUGGCGUGUAAAACAUCCUGUGUUCUGCUGGUGUUGUAUUCUUGUAUAUUAUGGACGAUUAUCCACGGUAGUCCAGUACGUGACAAAGUUACCAGUCGCGAUCGAGUAUCUGCAGUGGUUAGUAUAUGCAUGGUAUUUAUAGUUGUCAGUUAUAUACAUGCAGUCACAACUUUGCUUUAAACAGGGCGAAACAUUUGACUUGACAUUGCUCAGUCGAAGUGAUUUGUUAAACUAUUGAUCAGAUAGUCUUGACUUUAAAUUUAGAAUAUUUUUUGAAUAUUUGACAAUUGACGGAUCCGGAUAAAACUUGUCUACUAGAAAUUGCCGGAACCGUUGAAUAAAUUAACAGAAUAUACAACGAUUGAGCAAGGUUACAACGUAUUCUAUAGCACAAAAUGUUCAUAUUCUCUCAGAGUUAUAUCGUAGUUAACUGUGUACAGGAAUGCUCGUUUACACUUCAUAUUUAGAUAAAAUAUACAAUAACUAAGAAGUAUGUUUGUAGUUGACUGCAAAUUGGUAUUUGAUAAGUAUUUGUUGAUAUAUUUAUGAUUUUACCACCAAGGACAAAAGUCAAGCGGUAGCUUCAAAAUUGCGAAAUAUAUCGCUUCAUUGGAGUUAUUAUAACAUUGCAUCAUUUCAAAAUUUAGUGCUGAAGGUGCUAGAUAAUAUGCUAAUAUGGUGUUGCUUAAUUUCAUUUAAUUUAGAACUACCUAACAAGGCUUGGUUACCUCAGUAUGCCGGACGCGAGGGCAGGUCAACCUCUUACCAAUGAAGAAUUAGGUGAGGGGAUUAAAAUGUUUCAGCAAUACGCUGGUAUUCCGAUGACUGGUAUUAUUGAUGAGAAAACAAUGGGGAUGAUGGCAUUGCCAAGAUGUGGAAUGCCAGAUUUUGGAAGAUCCGAUAUAACCAAAAGAAAAAGACGAUAUGCUGUCCAGGGAACUGUCUGGCGGAAAAAGGUGGGUUUGCAUUUGGAAAUGCAGGUUGAUCUCAGUGAAACAGAUAUGAGUAGAUGUCUGCCUGUCUGUCUGUCUGCCCGCCCGCCCCUCUGUACGUCAGUCCGUCCGUCCGUCUGUCUUUAAAUUUUUAAAGUAUUAAAAUAUAACAGCAUGUAGACCUAUCUUUAUCUUCUGCAACCUCGUUCCCAGGCUCUUCUCUCUACCUUCUGCUUUCAAAUAUUUUUUUCUGUAGUUUUCUUCAACUUUAUCCCUUUCUUAUCCACUGAUUCAUUCUGUUUAUACUUCUCUUUACUCUUUCGCUUUACAUUCCCACUGAAAAAACUUUACCUUUAUACAUCGUUAUAACCAAAUUUAAACCCAGUAUUACUUCCGUGACAUACAAAGAGUGAAUCAGUGCAUUUGAGGAUCACGAAUCCUCGGGGUUCAUCAAAUCCCUUUCUUUUCCAGGAACUAACGUACAUGAUCGAGGGAGGACCAAACAACACGAUGUCUGAGUCAGAAGUUGAAAAACAAGUAGAAAAGGCUUUCAAAGAAUGGGAACGUAUCUCAAGCUUAAAGUUCUUCAAUAGUACAGAUCCGAAAUCUGAUAUUCUCGUAAGAUUCCGAUCUGGAAUGCACAAUGAUGGUCAUCCAUUCGAUGGUGCUGGUGGAUCCCUCGCUCAUGGAUUUUAUCCACAUAAUAAUGAAGGUUGGUAGCCAAUGUUGUUUUCAAUGUUCAAAAAUUCUUUUUCCUUUUCAAUGCAGUUUUUAGUUCUGAAAAAAUAAACUCUUGCAGGGACACCAUAUUAUGUUAAAACUGUAGUGAGCCUCUCAACCAAAUGAUACUAAGACAUAUAUAAAUCUUUUGUUUGCUAACAUUCAUAUCUUUGUCGAUUUUUCUGUGUACAGGACUUUCAGGAGAUAUCCAUUUCGAUGACGAUGAAACUUGGAUUUUAACUAAAAAUAAACAAGGAACUGACUUUUACUGGACUGCACUUCACCAAAUAGGACAUGCCCUAGGACUGGAUCAUUCUAAAUAUAAAGAUGCAGUCAUGUAUCCAUUUUAUACUGGCUUUAAAGAAAACUUACGUCUUAAUGAAGACGAUGUUCAAGGAAUUCAUUAUCUCUACGGUAAGAAUAGCUUGGCGAAAUAUUAGCAAAAUAUUUUAAGGAGGGAAACGGCGAUAAGACUUGCAUGCCAGUCUAGCUCUUUCUUCAGCUUGGUUCUGUUUAACAUGAGAACAUUCAAGAGCAUUUACUACCAGGCAGCGUGUGUAUACAAGUCAAGUUAACAUGAUCUUUCCUCUCUUUAGGCAUGCCUGCAAUAAAAGUCGAAACAGGGGCACCCGAAACUGGUCCAACCAAUACCAGUCUUUAUUCAGGAGUGCGACACGCAUGCUCCGUGCCGUCAUUCGACGCAGUGUUUGCUGAUGCGAACAAAAUUACUUAUUUUUUUUCUGGCAAAUAUUUCUGGAUUGUUCGGGAGUCUGGAAAACGCGAAGGAGCUUUCGCUAUAAAACAGAAUUGGCCAAAACUGCCAGCUGAAGGCAUUGAUGCCGCGUAUCAAUCUGAGGGCAAAACUAUGUUCUUCAAAGGCAAAAAAUAAGUCUUGUGAUUCAAUACCAAACUAACUGGUUUACACUGUCUAUCAAAAUUUCUGUGAUCACAGUAGGAAUUUUGCAUCGGUAAAUUCUAAGUUUUUAUUGCUCGGUAAUUUUAUAUUCAUCUCUACAUUAUGUACAUACCGCAUUAAGCUUUGUGUGUGAACGUUCAAACUUGAGAAUAAUUCAAUCGUUUGUAAUUGUCCACUCCGUCUGUUACAGUUGUUCGGUGUACAAAGGAACGCGGUACUUAUCAGGGCCUGUAGCCAUCUCUAAACAAUUCAAGAAUCUUGGUUUUUCAGUUGCAAGCAUCGAUGCAGCAUUUGUGUGGGGAGCGAAUGCGGGCAAGACCUAUCUUUUCUCAGGGGACCACUACUGGCGAUACAACGAAGCAUUUGAUAUGAUGGAUAUGGGUUAUCCCGCCAAGAUAAACGACUCCUGGGUGGGUGUACCAAAUAACCUGGACUCUGCUAUGACCUGGUUCAACGGAAGAACAUAUUUUUUCAAACGGAACGGAUUCUGGAUCUUUGAUAACCUGGAUAUCCGGACCACUCACACAGAGCCCAUGAUGACCAACGCUUACUGGAUGAAAUGUCUCUACGGUAAGAAUAUAGCUUGAAUAAACAAGUGAUAAUUAACUUCAGAAAUUUUCAAGUUAAACUACUUCUAUUAAUUCUAUUUCUUCACAUCGAAAUACAAGACUACUACAUAUAAUGAAAAUAAUUAAUUUGUGGCCUGUCUUCGCUAUAUGAUCACAUGAUAUAUUUGACAAUGAAGUCUAAGCUAUCUGAGGACACUUGCUGUAAUUCCAAAAGCCACAUCAUCUAUUGCCCGAGCUCAAUGAAUCCACCGUUAACUUAUUCAAAGAAAUAGGCGUAAAUUCAGUGUUUCCUUGUGUAGUUGUGCCAACCAUGCAGUAGACUUGAAAAACAGAUUCACAUUCAACGAUUCAAGUAAACAUAUGUUUUAGAACAGUUUUUUGAAUACUUACUAUAGGAUUUUAAUAACAUACAUUAUAUAAAUUUUGUACACAAUUCAACUUUUUAGCUGCAAUUUCAUAAACUUAAUACAGUAUCUAUCUAUUUAUCUAACUCUAAUGUUAUUUUCUGCUUGUAUAAUAACUGCCAUUUGACCACCAUUGUCACUGACACCAUUGUUCUUAUUAUUUUUCUCUAACACUGUGUUUUCUAAAUUUCUAGGAAAGAGAGAGGAUCCCACUACUCCUCCAACAAUCGAUCCCUCAUUAAAAUGCAGUGAUCCCAGUCCUUGUAAAACAUCAUUUGACGCGGUCGUCCACAGCAGCGACGGAAAUACGUACUUCUUUAAGAAACCGUACUUCUGGACGCUGGAUAAAUACAACAGGGCGCUACGAGGAAAAAAAAUUGUGGAUCAUUGGCCAGGACUUCACCCUAGAGUCCAGGCUGCUUAUACAAGACGUGACGGAAAGACUGUCUUCUUUAAAGGAAGAAAGUAAGAUAUUUUACUGAUUUAAGCUUUGAAAUUUAUUGGGGGGAUUUGUGCAUGGCAAAAGUUCAAUUCUUGCAGUUGUUUCAUUAUAAUUUCGCCCCAUGUGAGACUGAGAGCGCUUCUAGUUUGACUAUGUCAGAACUUGGGGGUUUUCUCUGGGUACUAGCGCCGAAUUCUUCUUGUAGAAGAGAUGCAUGGUUUUUGCUAGACCUUAGGGGGGAACAGUUUAGAACUCGUAUAUUGAUAUCCACCGUAGAUCUAGUCAGUUUAAUUCAUAGAUAUCAUAUAUACACUAGAUAGCGCAUCUUUUUUAGUAAAAUUGAAGCCAAGAAUAUUCCAGCGGUUACCCCCAUUUGAAUAGAUGGCGGCCAUGUUGGUGUUUCCCACUCGCUAAUAAACGCUUAAAAAACAACAAUAACUUUCAUCAUUUGAAUAGUUUAAAAAUGUAUUUGGAAUAGGUUUACCUUAAUAUUUAAGUUCCGUGUUUAAGAAAUAGAAAACGUACGAAUCUUCUCAUUUCAUGGGAAUAUCCUGAGUCUGCAAUCACGGCUUCAAUUUUUGAAUUGUAGAAUAAUUAGAUGCACUAUCUAGUGUAUAUAAGAUAUCUAUAGUUUAAUUUAUGUUUCUUCUUUAGUAACACUUGAUCAAUAAGGGGUAGUACUAUACAGAAGUUUUAGUUUAGAACUCAUAUAAGAGUUAUCCAAAUAGAAAUCUAAGAGUUAUCCAAACAGAUUUCAAUUCCUCAUACAUGAGUUUGAGUAAGGAACUGAUAACUAACAAAACGAAAUGUUUUAGGUAUUGGGUUUUCGAAGGUAAAACGCGUAUUGAAGGUCCUAAAAAUAUCUCAGAAUAUGGCCUCCCGUUAACGUUAAAGCGUCUGGAUGCAGCAUUCACUUGGGGUGGAAACGGCAAGACCUAUUUCUUCAAGGGAAACAAAUAUUGGCGAUACAACGAGCAAAUGAAAAAAAUCGAUCCAGGCUACCCCAAGAAUAUCUCUGGAGCUGUGCGUUAUCGUGUUGACGCUGUUAUGACAUGGAGUGAUGGUAAUACGUACUUCUUUAAUGGACGCAACUUCUCCAAAUGUGAAUUCCGUAAAUGGCAUCUUUACCGACCACAGAAGAGUUCAGAGUUUUUCUUCAAAUGUCAAGAAUGUGAGGACGAUGAGAAAGUCGAAGUUGCUGUAAAAGAGACAGACGUUAAUGCAAAAAAGAAGGACGAUAGUGGCGUCUUAAAAACAACUGUGUUUGCACCUCUCAUCCUUUUGCUCUCCAGUUUUUCAUCACUUUUCAAUUAUUGA